AUGGAGCCUGGUGUAGUGAAAAUUGCGGAUGAUGGUGAUUUCGAUAUGUUGAAGAGAUUAGUCGACGAACACACCGAAUGGAAAUUGGAAUACGAUAAAGGAGACCUAACCAAGGUAUGGACAAAGUCGACUCCAAACACAAACUUUAAAAUGGUAAAAGUCCAAACAGUCUUCCAAGAUGUAGCUGCAAAUACUUUAUUUGACGUUUUACAUGACCCCGGAUAUCGGAAAGAAUGGGACGAGCACAUGCAAGCGUCAAUAGAAAUAGGUUAUUUAAAUCCAAAUAAUGAUGUAGGAUAUUAUGCACUAUCGUGUCCAACACCUGUAAAAAAUAGAGAUUUUGUCCUUCAAAGGUCGUGGCUGGAUAUGGGUGCAGAAAAACUAAUUUUAAAUCAUUCAGUCAACCAUAAGGAUUAUGCAAUUAGGAAAGGAUAUAUAAGGGCGAUUUCCCACAUGACCGGAUUCGUCAUUAGAGAAUCUGCGAAAGGAUGUUUCCUGGGAUAUAUAUCACAAACAGACCCCAGGGGAAAACUUCCUCCGUGGUUGGUAAACAAAAUCACUCAAAAGUUCGCACCAAAAGUAGUAAAGCAACUGAAGAAAGCCGCUGAAGGGUACGAAAUGUGGAAAUCGUCGCAAGAGAAUCCCUAUUUUAAACCGUGGAUAUAUCCGGAACAAACGAUGAGUUCGCCCAGGAUCAAUAUCUCAGAUUGUGUUGGACAUGACCUUCUACCCGAAAAUCCAGGAGAAUGUGACGAAACCGAAUAAGGGUACCAAGACAACGAAUUUUGCAUUUUGAACGGAGUCAGCUCUAAGACUUCGAUUCAAUUUCUUGUGAUAAGCAUUUCAAAUUCUAUAAUAUAAUAUAUACCAGAAUAUCUUGAAUAUAGAAUUUAAGCUGUAAAUUAUUAUUUAUUUAUUUUAAAAUUACGUUUUGUAGUUUAAUUUUUUGUGUUUUGAAAACCGUGUACACUUUUAUUAAUAAGGCGAAAAAGUUUGCAUUGUAGAAGAUAUUUGCUGCCAUUAACACUUUGCUAGAUUAGAAACGUUUGUGGUAUUUGAUUUGGUGUCAAAAAUGGACACUGAAUAGAGAUUCUUGGAGAAAGAUGAAUGAACUUGAUGCCAUGUGGUUGGAAAGUAUUCAGAGUACGAUUGCGUAUAGUAGAAUUUUAAAUAUGCACAAAUUGUUGGUGACCUUUUGUACAGGGUUUUCAAACAUUUUAAUUGUAUAUUCAUGGAAACUAAAACAGUAUUGUAGCCUAUUGAAGGAGCCCAAUACGAAUAACUGUCUCCAAUUACUAACACAGUGACAUAGAUAAGUUUUUAAUAUUUCCCUGCUAUGUAUACUGAGCAACGUUGGGAGAAAAUGCAGUGGGACUCAGAUAAACCAAACUGUUUGCCUAUUUUAAAAUUUGUGAAAAGACGAAUUUAGUUUAAAUUAUAUAAAGUAAAUUUUAUGUUAUGCACAUUUUUUUAAACAUUUAUACAAUUUUCAUAUUUUUCGACUAAACUUCGAAUAACAUUAGUCUGGAGUGAGCAAAAUUACAUAUUUUAAGUUUU
This is a messenger RNA of Diabrotica virgifera virgifera (western corn rootworm), 1557 nucleotides long. Its product is annotated as START domain-containing protein 10. The transcript has 5 exons. Bases 1 to 765 code for a protein of 254 amino acids. The record is from RefSeq and is a predicted model, not a curated record. Gene Ontology annotation, molecular function: lipid binding. NCBI's taxonomy places the organism in Eukaryota, Metazoa, Arthropoda, Insecta, Coleoptera, Chrysomelidae.